Messenger RNA from Microthlaspi erraticum, 630 nucleotides. The record is from the annotation of a GenBank genome assembly. Lineage: Eukaryota; Viridiplantae; Streptophyta; Magnoliopsida; Brassicales; Brassicaceae.
AUGGAAGCUUCGGUACCAAAGAGAAGCUUAUACACAGAAAUGGAACAAAACGCUCAAGUCGCAGCCAAGAGGCUAUGGAAAAUCGUGCGGAUCGUCUUCUGCGUUUUGAAAAACGGUACGGUCAAAAGCAAGCUCAUGCUUGACUUAAAAAUGCUUAAAAGAGGCAACAAAGCCAUCACAAACCUCCGCCGUCGAUCUAGCUUCACCGGCAGUGCUGACGUCAGCUCCUCCACACGUGUCCGUGACUACGAGUUCAGCGGCAGGAAUAUCCGAACAAUCGACCCUUUUGCCUAUAUGUCCAAACGCAAACGCCGCGUCCACGGCGGUUAUGACAACGACGACGAUGCGGUGGCUGCUGCCGUUAAGAAGGUUUUUGAGUUGUUAGGAGAGAAUGAUACGAAGACUGUAGCGGUGGCAGCGGACGGAGAGUCGCCGUUGACGGACUUUCCGGCGGUGAGACAGCUUAGAGUGACGGAUUCGCCAUUUCCCUUAGACGACGGCGGAGAUCAUGAUCAUAUGGUGGAUAAAGCGGCGGAGGAGUUUAUAAAGAAGUUUUACAAGAACCUCAAGUUACAAAAGCAGAUGGGGAACGCGUUAGAGUCUCCGUACCACGACGGAUGGGUUAGGUGA